CCGGGCCCUGAAGCCCCUACCUCCUUUCCUGUGGAUGAUGGCUAGUUUUUCUCCAUCCUUUUGAAAGCCCAGCACUGGGGCUGAAUGCAAUUCUACUUCACUGUGUUCUUGUUAAUAUUAGUGACACUGUUAAACAGCCUGGGGUUUGGUUUCAGACUCUCAGCAGUACCCGGUAUUGGGUGCUCUCCUGCACUCAGAUUCCACCUCUGUUUGUGAGCCCUGUGUUCCUGCGCAGGGCACCAUGGAAUGAAGGAAGAAGCUUUGGACUCUUCCUCCGAUAAUUUAGGUCUUUGUCCCACCUGCUGCUACGAGUGUGUCUCUGGGCCAGCUUUGAUCUCUCUGGACCUCUUCUGCCUCAAUUGAAAAUUGAGAGGUUUAGAGCAAUGUUUUCUCAAAUUUUGUUUCAGUACAUUGCUCCUUGUGACCAAGACAUCCAGCCUUAGCUUGAAUUUGAGAAAGAGAGACCCACAUGGCUGUUAACCCAAUGCCACCCUCAAAAAUUCUUAGAAGUAGCCCCACUACUGUGCAAAAGUGACUUUGACUUUGUAUCGGCCAAGUGCAGGGUUCAAGGUGGCACCUCGUUCGAGCAGUUGCAUGCAGUGUGGCUUUACAAAGUUAAAUAAAUAAUCACUGGGGGCAAAGUGGAAAGUCUUGCAUGAAUGUAAAGCAGACAUUGUGUUGAUGUUUUGAUCCGAUGAGGUUGUGGUAUGACUGACGGCCCGUGGAUCUCCUGGAGUGGAUUUCGGUGUAGGAAUUGGAGCCACGUGAUUGGUGUUUACUGCCUAAUGUAUACUCCACUUCAAAAUAAUGCGUAAUCCAUAAAUGGAAGCUAGAGUUAAUUGGUCCUAGAUUAGUUUGAAACUAGCACGUUAUUUUUAAUAAAACAUAGUAUGCUUUAGAGAAGAAAAUAAGGAAACUAAGGGUUAGCCAUGGCCCUCAGAAACCUGAGGUUCCUGUUCAGUCUGGACUAUACUAUUAAAAAAAAUAAUAAUAAUACUAUUAAAAAAAAAAAAGCUAGGAUUUAUUGAGAGCUUCCUAGGUGCCUGGCACAUGGCUAAGCCCUUUCUGUGUGGAACCUGCCAUCUUCACAAAGCCUUAUCAAGGAGGUGCUGCCGUUUUUCUCAUGAUGCAGAUAAGGAACCAAGGCUGAGAAGUUAGGAAACUUGCUCAGUGUCAACCACCUGGAGAGUGGGAGAGCUGGGGUUGGAACCAGGCGGAUCCGACCCCCAAGCCCUGUGCUAACCCACUGGGCCGCCUGGUUGGUGCUGGCUGCUUUUUUAGGAUUUGUGCUGCAGGUCCUGGAAAAUGGAAGAGCCCGUUGUUUAACAAAUUGUUUUUCCUUGCAAUAUGAUAGCAUCUUUCUCUGUCUCACGUUACAACCUUACACAGUCAAUUUUGACUUGCAAAUUGGAGGUUCUGCGUUCUUUAGCUCAGGGUGAGUCUUUUGGAAAAUUAGUGCUCUGUCUUUAGAGUCCAAGUGUGAAAUCAUUGUAUAUUUCUCUUUAGAUCUAUUUGCUUUUCUGCUUCUAAAGAUUCCAUUUGAGCAGUGAGGCUUACUGGAGAAUAAGGGUACUUUGUUGGAUAAAAAUGAAGCAAACUUUUUAUUUUGGCAGUAACGGAAAUAAAGUAAACAUCACUAUAGCAUAAGACCUGUAUUUCCAACUCAUUUUGCUCAGCGUUUCCAGACUUCCUGAGUAAACACAGAUGGGAUUCCACUUACUUCUCAGUUUUAUGUAGAAAGUUCUUUAGGCCAUAAAUUCCACAUACUGCUUGGAGUUUUCAGUAUUUGCUUGAUUGCAUGCCAUUGGCAGGUCAGAAACCUAGAUUAAGGCACUCUAAAGAUUUAGAAGGUGGUGACAUGUAGUAACGUGUUCACAUUUGGCUGCAUUUUGGUCUUUGCUGAUGGUGACUCUAAGUGUUAAUUCAGGUCUUCACUAAAUUUUCUGGUAAUUUGGAGAUGGGGAGUUUAGAAAGCCUGCUAUCUUCAAGCAGCAAGAUGGGGGAUUGUUUGAAAAGAUGGCCUUGCAAGUUUAAUUUCUGAUGUGGUGUGGUCACUGCUGCCUCUUAUUCAGUAGUUCCCUGAAUUGUUAUUAAUGCCAAAGAGGCAGGGGCUAGAGUAGAAAGAGGCCACAACACCUGGCCUGUCCUGGUCAGCUCUGUGACCUCUGUGACUUCGGGCAAGGCGUUUAUACUGUCUGAAGCUUAGUUUUCUUAUUUGUAAAAAAAAACAAAAAAAAAAAGGAAUCCUUUCUAGCCCUAGAAUCCCAUGAUUCUGCUCUCAACUUCCUACCGACUAAACCACUUGUAGAAACCGAAAGAUCAGGGUGUGUGCAGGGUUAGUAGUCCAAGGGAGCAGCUUGUGUGUAGCAGAGAUUUUAACCCUGGUUUGCAGUAAUACUUUGUUGAAAAAUUCAAUGCCCAGGAGCCGACGCAGCCCGGGAAGACAGCAGAUUAAGAUCCUGAAGUUAGGGGUCUUGUCUUAACUCUGUUUACUAAUCAAAGACUUCUGUGCUGUCUUGCUGAAAAUACUGAGCUUUUUAAAAAUAAAAACAUUUUCUUUUUAAGAGUAAAAGGUCAUUAGAUCAGAUUUCCCUUCAACACCAUUUCUCCUAUUAAUAGCUCUAUUAAUACUAAUUCUGGCAGGGUGUGUAUAGGAAUGAUAGACUUCUCUGUUGCUCCGGUAGCAAAUAGUAGAAAGAACGAAGAGGACUUUCAGCUUCCUCGAAUGUGGAGGAAUGGUGUUUGAUUACAUCUUUAUUGCUGUCAUUGUUUAAUUAUAUUUUGGCCCUGAUAGACCAGUUCCUUUUGCAUCAUUAAUUUUUAAAUGGAGAAGUUAUGGUUUUUGUUUUCUAAAUUUACUAAUAAGUGUAAAAGAAAAAAAAAUCAACAGGGUCAAUUAUUGAAAUUUGCCACUAAUUAUUUCAGUGAUCAAUGCUGUAAAAUAAAAGACCUAGUUCUUUAGAUUAUGUCAUUAGUAAAUGUCUCUUCAGAACAUAGAGGUCUUUGUUGAUCUAAAAAAGAAUCUUUAGUUUUAAAUUGAAACUUAAUACCCUGGUUACCGGGGCUUCUCCCUCUCUACCGCCUUAAAAAAAAAAAAAAACAAACAAACCUUUUGUUGUGUUUUGUUUGCUUGCUUUUAUAACAGCUUAUAAAUAACUGUGUGCUUUCUGGAAUUCUACUAAUAACAAUAAAUGCCAAGCAAAUGGCAGGAGUUUUUCUUUUCUUUUCCCACCUGUGUCUCUCUCCGGGGAAGCAUGGUUUCUCGGCCCCCUUGUUACCGCGGGUAGAGCUGUGUCUGCGGGAUUUAAUUUGUCGUGGCCUUACCCAGGCGGCACUCCGCAGUCAUCAGAAGACAGCUAUUGAGAGUUGUUGUGGACCCUUCAUUUUUUUAAUUGUGUUACAUUGCAGGGCUGAUUUACAUGUUAAAAUAGACAUUUAUUUGACACAAUGAAAUUACAGUUUAGCUUUGCUCUCUUUAUUUUCCUAAAGGAAAUUUAGAAUGUAGUAUUGUACAUUGUAUUGGAUGUUUAUGAAAUGGGUUAACAUUAUUAUGUCAGUGAAACUAAGGCAAGUGUGUUUUAUUUGUUUCUAUUGUGUUUUAAUUUUUACAACUGUUCACUGCUUGUCUCCUGUCUCAUUUAUCUAAACAACCACCAUGGUAAAUACAAAUGAAAACAUAUAUGCAGCUGCUUUUUUGUUUUUUUUUAAAUGAAGAAUGGGGGGUGUUUUUUAAAUGCCAUGGUUUGUAGAUUUUUAUUUUUAGUCAAUUUUGAGUUGCUUAAAAUCUCAGUGUUUUCUGAACUGACCAUACCUUAUCUGUCUGUCCCCAUCCUUUUCUCCCUGCUGUCCCUAACUGGAUGGGACUGAUGGAACCACAUCGCUCUCCAGGAGCUGGAUGAGCUUGCUGAUGACCGCAUGGCACUGGUGUCAGGCCUUAGCUUAGACCCAGAAGCAGCCAUUGGUGUGACAAAACGGCUGCCCCCCAAGUGGGUGGAUGGAGUGGACGAAAUACAGUACGAUGUCAGCCGGAUUAAACAGAAGAUGAAAGAAUUAGCUGGCCUUCACGACAAGCACUUAAACAGACCCACCCUGGAUGACAGCAGCGAGGAGGAGCAUGCCAUUGAAAUUACCACGCAGGAGAUCACUCAGCUCUUCCACAGAUGCCAGCGCGCGGUGCAGGCCCUGCGGAGCCGGGUGAGCCGGGGCUGCUCACAGCAGGAGGAGCGGCUCCUUCGCAACGUGGUGGCCUCCCUAGCGCAGGCUCUGCAGGAGCUGUCCUCCAGCUUCCGGCACGCACAGUCGGGCUACCUCAAACGCAUGAAGAACCGAGAGGAAAGAUCCCAGCAUUUUUUUGAUACGUCAGUACCACUAAUGGACGAUGGAGGCGAUAAUACUCUUUAUGAUCGGGGUUUUACAGAUGACCAGCUGGUGCUGCUGGAGCAGAACACGCUGCUGGUGGAGGAGCGGGAGCGGGAGAUCCGCCAGAUUGUCCAGUCUAUCUCGGACCUCAGUGAGAUUUUCCGGGACUUAGGGGCAAUGAUUGUAGAACAGGGUACGGUCCUUGAUAGAAUCGACUAUAACGUUGAACAGUCCUGUAGCAAAACCGAAGACGGCUUGAAACAGCUUCACAAGGCAGAGCAGUAUCAAAAGAAGAACCGCAAGAUGCUUGUCAUCCUGGUAUUAUUUGUCAUCGUCAUUGUCCUCAUUGUGAUCCUCGUCGGCGUGAAGUCUCGAUAGGCAUUGUGCUUGUGGGUGCUGCACGUGUGGAUCAAUCCCCUGGUGUGAGCGGCCUGGCCCAGGCCCGUGGCCGGCAGCGAAGGCACAGCCCUGAGGGACCCUCGACGGGGCAGCAGGCAUGUCCGUGGACCCUAUCACAUGUGUGGUUAAGUGAGGGCAGCAGGC
Loxodonta africana (African savanna elephant) is the source of this 4902-nucleotide messenger RNA. RefSeq names its product syntaxin 16 (gene STX16). Gene Ontology annotation, molecular function: SNARE binding; SNAP receptor activity. The record is from RefSeq and is a predicted model, not a curated record. Gene Ontology annotation, cellular component: SNARE complex; endomembrane system; membrane. The transcript is spliced from 8 exons. NCBI's taxonomy places the organism in Eukaryota, Metazoa, Chordata, Mammalia, Proboscidea, Elephantidae. The coding region runs from base 3916 to 4737 and encodes 273 amino acids. Gene Ontology annotation, biological process: intracellular protein transport; vesicle fusion; vesicle-mediated transport.